Messenger RNA from Cydia pomonella (codling moth), 3069 nucleotides. RefSeq names its product putative sodium-coupled neutral amino acid transporter 10. Gene Ontology annotation, biological process: amino acid transmembrane transport. Gene Ontology annotation, molecular function: amino acid transmembrane transporter activity. NCBI's taxonomy places the organism in Eukaryota, Metazoa, Arthropoda, Insecta, Lepidoptera, Tortricidae. The record is from RefSeq and is a predicted model, not a curated record. The transcript has 10 exons. The coding region runs from base 213 to 3035 and encodes 940 amino acids.
ACCGUAGACCAUAGUGAGCAUUUUGUGUUUUGGUAACUUUUGACUUUGCUUUGUCUAUAACGAGAACUUUUUUUUUACAAAUGUCAAAAUCGUCAAGUGUCGAAGUCUCGAGUGUCAUUAAUGUCAAAACAUUAUUGUGAUGUGGUCGUAUUUAAUUUUAGUUUUGUAGGCGUUUUAUUUAAUUCUAAAUAAAAUAAAAUAAGAUUACUAACAUGGGUACGACAGGCCAGUCGAUCACGUUGGCCAACAGUAUUAUAGGUGUUGGAAUCCUGGCGAUGCCGUUUUGUUUUCAAAAAUGUGGAGUUUUACUGGCUACGCUAAUAUUAUUGUCGAUGGGGCUCGUGUCCAGACUCUGCUGUCACUUUCUGCUCAAAUCUGCACUUCUGGCUCGGAGGAGAAACUUUGAGUUUCUGGCAUUCCACGUGUUUGGGUCUGCGGGCAAGAUGGCAGUAGAGCUGGGCAUAAUUGGCUUCCUCAUGGGCACCUGCAUAGCCUACUUUGUGGUUGUCGGAGACCUGGGACCUCAGAUCAUUGCUAAAAUGUUUAACAUCAAUCAGAGUGACAUACUCAGAACAUCCAUAAUGGUGAUAGUGUCCUUGGUGUGUGUGCUGCCCCUUGGCCUUCUGAGGAAUGUCGACAGCCUGAGUAAUGUCUCUGCCGCCACCAUCGGUUUCUACUUCUGUUUGGUUAUAAAGGUGAUAUCAGAGGCCACUUCGCAGCUCCUCACAUCAGAAUGGGGUACAGUCGAGCACUGGAAGCCCGAGGGAGUGCUGCAGUGUGUUCCUAUUUUCUCCAUGGCGCUUUUCUGUCAGACGCAACUGUUCGAGAUCUUCGAGUCCAUGCCGACCUUGUCCUUAGAGAAGAUGAACGUGGUGACCAAGAACGCCAUAAAUAUCUGCACGGCCGUGUACUUCACCCUUGGUCUUUUUGGCUACAUUGCAUUUAAUAAACACGAUAUUUCUGGCAACAUCCUCAUGAGCUUAAGUCCGACCAUGGCGAGCGACGUCAUCAAGCUGGGCUUCGUCAUGUCGCUGGCCUUCAGCUUCCCGCUCAUCAUCUUUCCCUGCCGAGCCAGCUUGUACUCGUUCCUCUAUAGAAAGGUGCACUCGUCGCAGCACGACCACAUCAUCACCCACUCCAUCCCCGCGGCCACGUUCCGCGCCAUCACCGCGGGCAUCGUGGGCGCCGCGCUGGCCGCGUCGCUGCUGCUGCCCAACGUGGAGCUGGUGCUGGGGCUGCUGGGCGCCUCCGUCGGCGUGCUCGUCUGCGUCGCCUUCCCGGCCGCCUGCUUCCUCCACCUCACCUGCAAGAAUACCAACGAAAGGGUUCUAGCUAAGGUGGUACUGGUCCUGGGCCUGGGCAUCAUGGUCCUCGGCACGUACGCCAACCUGCAGGCGGCGGAGCACGCGCCGGACAAGUACGACAGCAUCACGCAGGAGCGCAUCGACAAGAUCGUCGAGGACUUCUUCCAGUCCAGGCAGCUGGAAGAUGGCGGUAUCAUCAAAGCAGCGCCGAAAAUCGAAAUCGAUAAAGUUUCAAAAGAAGAUGUAAAGCACGACAAAGAAAAAGUCGCAGACUCGGAAGUGCAACCGCCCAAUCCGGUGCCUCCAGAAUCACAACCUGAUGAGACGCCGAAGGAUCCUCCUCGUCCCGAGAUAGUCAGAAAGAAGCCUGAAACAUCAGAAAAGCAGCAAGAGGACACACCCAAACAAGUCAAGCAAGAAUCAGACAAAGUUUCAAAGACACAUCCGAAGAACAUAAAAAUAACAGACGAAAAGCGUUCAAACGGUGACACAAAACAGGAAAAAAAGAUAGAUUCUCAAUUGAAAGAAGAAAUAAAACAAAUGAGCAAUCAACAAAAAAUUGAUCUUCUCAAACAAGCGCAACUAGCGGAGACCAUCAAACAACAUGGAGAAGAACAGAAAGAGUUAAUCAAAGAGCAGAAAGAAAUUCUAGAUAAUAUUAUUAAGACCAAGCAAGAGAUACAGCAAGAUAAAAACGAAGCGAAGAAAAUUGCAGUGGAAAGUAUUCAGAAGAUAGCAAAUGUGGCGAUACAGAGUUUAAGUGCUGUUUCAGAACAACCUUCUGAAGGUAAAAUAGAGCAUGAGAACACCGCCAAUGAGGCGGUGAAGAAAAUAGCCGACGUGGCCGUUGAAGCUAUUAAAGAAAUUAAAGACAAACCGAUAGAAGCCUUGCCUUUACUCAAUAACGUUGCUGCUCAAGUUCCUGAUGUCAUAAUAGCACCAAUACAAAAUAGUGUAAACGAAGUGAAACAAAAUGAACCAAUUGCUCAAAAUCCUGUACAAAAUGUUUUGAAACCAGCCAAAUCAAACGAUAUCAUUUUGGAAAACAAUGAAGGAAAGGUAGAUCUAAAUAAUAACAUCCUACCUGCUGUACAUAAUCAUGAUAUAGGGGAAAGUAAUAAUGUCGUUGCAAAAAAUAAUCUAAAGGCAAAUAAACCUCAGGAAUUCAAUAAUGUUCCACCUAUAGUUCAAAACCCUGUAGUAGAAAAUAGUAAUCCAGUGGAAAAUAAGCCUCUACCGCCAUCCAAUAAUAAUGUGCCUAUACAAGAAGUAAAUCCUAAAAAUGUCCCUGAAACACCAGUAGAUCAGAAGACACAUUCGCAUUCACCAGAUGAACCACAGUCUUACAAACAAGGCGAAGAUUUGCAGAAAAAACCCGACGUACGAGCGAAUAUUCUAAACGUACCUUUACCACUUGCAAUGAAUGCAAACAAACUUAAAUCAGCCGAAGUUAAACAAGUAGUGGAUAACCCUAUAGAUGUUCAAAAUGGUGUUAAACAACCAAAUAAUGAUAUAGAAAAUAAUGAAAAGUCAAGACAGAAGCGUGAAACAGUAGAUUGCUUGAAUAAAGCUACAUUAAGAGCUGAAGAUAAAGAAGUAUGUAAGAGUUUAGAUUCACCAGAGAUUCUACCAAAAGUAGACUUGAAUGAGCUACCAAAACUGCCUGUAGACUUGAACAUGGUACAUCAGAUAAGAUCUUUAAAAAGUUACGACGAAGAGAAACGAAGGUAACAGUAAUAGUUACAUUAUAAAAUAUUUCGAGUCA